Triticum aestivum (bread wheat) is the source of this 1624-nucleotide messenger RNA. Its product is annotated as chaperone protein dnaJ 16. The transcript has 11 exons. The coding region runs from base 60 to 1133 and encodes 357 amino acids. The record is from RefSeq and is a predicted model, not a curated record. Lineage: Eukaryota; Viridiplantae; Streptophyta; Magnoliopsida; Poales; Poaceae.
GUUAGUUUUCCAGGGAACGUCUCUUGUUUGUUUGAGAAGCUAGAACCACACAAACAACCAUGACUGGUGGUGGCCAACGCGACCAACGUUUUCAUGACGCUGCUCAAGCACGGAUCCCCCACCAUGCAAAUCAGGCCGACACGCUUAAGCUGGUGGUGGCGGAUGCGAGGCUCCAGCGCGACGUUCCAGUGCGACGGCCGCAGAGGAAGGACCUCUACGAGGUGCUUGAGGUCGGCCGCUCCGCCACCGACGAGGAGAUCAAGAAGGCCUUCCAUCGCAUGGCGCUCAAGUACCAUCCGGACAAGAAUGGCGAUGACCCAGUGGCCUUUGACAUCUUCCUGGAAAUCCAAUUCGCCCACAGCAUUCUGUCAGAUCCCAGUAAAAGGCGGCAGUAUGACAAAUCAGGAUUCGAGGCUAUUGAAUCUGAUAGACCGAAAUCCGACCUGGACCUAUCGAAUCUUAGUCCAGCCAGCACCAUGUUUGUGGCCCUGUUGAGUAAAUUUGGUGUGCCGAUUAAGACAACUGUUCCAGUAGCCGUUUUGAAGGAGGCUUUGGAUAGGUCCGUUAAGGUUUUUCAGCUCCAGCUAGGACAAUCUGAACGCAGGAAGGUGGAAAAGCUAUCAGCCAAUUAUUAUGCCGUGGACAUAACAGAACGGGAUGCUAAGGCGGGGUUAGUUUGCCGCGUGCACUCACCCGAUGGAAGCAAAUUUAAGUUGCUUUAUUUCACGUGCGAAGAAAAUGGAGGUCUCGACCUUGCACUGAAGGAGGACAGUGUGGACACCGGAAACGGUACUUCAGCCGGGAUGUACUUUCUUGGGUUUCCUGUGUAUCGAUUUCAGCAUAAUUACUCGCCAGCUGUUAUAAAGAAUUCACACACGGUAUUGCUUAAAAUGUUGGAUAGCUUCCAAUCAUGUGAUGUUAAUGAACUGACACCUGGAACCCACUACUUCGCUGUCUAUGGUGACAAUUUCUUCCGUCCUGCAAGCUAUAUCAUCGAGUUUAUGUGUGGUCAAUCUUUCUCUGCUGAAAAGGAGAAGCUGAAAAACGUCGAAGCAAUGAUACUCGCAAAACAAGCUGCAUAUAGGGAAAUGCACGCUUUGGUUUGCAGGUUUCACCAAAUCUCACUGAGAUGAAAAGAGGAUACACCAAAGAUAUGCCAACGAUCGACGAGCUUCUCAAGGAAAGGAAUGAGAUCCAUGCAUCCUUUAGUACCAACAAUUCACCUCCGACAAUGCAAAAGAAAGCGAAGGAUCAUCCAACGGAGGGCGAGCAUGACAAUUCAGGUGAUAAGAAAACUAACGGGAAAAAAAGAUUGUUUCCAAGCUUCCUUUAAACCGUUGACAGGAAGAUAUGGGGUACAAGUGUGUUUGGAACAUCAGCAAGCUCCUUGCAAAGGGUACCGUCUGUCUCCUCAUUUUAGAACUGACGGAUAUUGCAACGAUGGCUGGAGAUGUCGCUGCACUUCUGCGCAAUUAAACGAGUGAAUACGUACUGUAACAAAAUGUAAUUUUUCUUCCUUACAUAUUCCAUGCAAUUAAACGUUCAUCUAUACUACGUUUAUGAAACAUGGAGUUCUCAUUGUUUGUAUAACUCUCAAUCAAUCAUCGCUAGUAAAAAUGCCUAA